AGUGCCGCUUUUCAGAAAAAAACGCAGUAUUUCUUUAAAUAUCGGCGUUUCCUAAUAAGUCGGAACGACUGAAGCCGCAUAAAAUAUUUUUUUAAUGUUCUUAAAUGAAUAAAAAUAUUUUCGAAUAACAAUCUAAAGUAUAAGUAGCCGAUUUUUUAAUUUUUGCUAAAUUCCAAAGAAGUUAAACUAUAGCCAUCUAAUUAGGGGUCAGGAUUAAUAUAAAGAGGGCUGAAAAGGAAUUCAAAUUCCUCAUACCAUAUAACGAGUUUCAUAGAUUACGCAUUAUUUUAAGAUAUAAGCCUUCUCUAGAACGUUCGGAAAUGUCAUCUAGAAUACCGGAGUCUGACUCACAUGAAAAUGAGAUGAAGCUUAACCAUAAAAAUAACGAAACCAAAGAUUUCGACCCAGAUUUCAAUAGAGUAGUGUCCGAGAUAACCAAAGAAGGUAAUGACUCGAAUGAUACUUCUAAUCAAGACAAUGAUAUCGAAAAACAAAAUAAGAGUGAUUUGCAUAUGGAUAGAGGUUAUGCGUGGGUGAUAUGUUUUGCAAGUUUUUUACUUAACUUUUCAAGUUGGGGUCAAAAUUCAGGGUUCGCUAUUUACUUCUCAUAUUAUUUAAAUAAUAAUACUUUUCCUGAUGCAACCAAACUUGAUUAUAGUUUUAUAGGUGGUAUAGCAUUUGGAGUGGGUUUAUCAUUCAGUCCUCUCAUAAAUUUUAUGAUGGGUAAAAUAGGGACAAGACCAAGUAUAGCAAUAGGUAAUUGUCUUCAAUUCACAGCAUUAAUGCUUGCAAGUUUCAGUAGAAAGAAAUGGCAAUUGUAUUUAACUCAGGGAUUAAUGCAAAGUUUUGGUUUAGCACUUAUAUCUAUUCCUGGAACAACAGUAUUACCUCAAUAUUUCAAGAAGAAGAGAGUGUUAGCUGGUGGAUUAGCCACGGCUGGUUCUGGUGUUGGAGGUAUAUGUUUCAACCUAGGCAUGCAACACGUUGUUGAGACAAAGGGAGUAUUUUGGGCCUUAAGAACUCAAAGUAUAAUUGGAUUCAUUUUAGUAUGGGUUUCUAUAUCUCUCAUAAGAACAAGAGAUAAAACAAUCAAUAUUCAAUUUACUGCAUUUGAUAAAGAUAUAGUAAGAACCGCCGGAUUCUGGAUAUUUGCAUUUUUUGUGGUUACAUGUAUGUUUGGAUAUGUUGUUGUUCUCUACACUUUAGCACAAUUUACUACAUCUCUUGGAUACUCUGAAUAUCAAGGUUCAAUUUCUUCUGCCAUGGUUCAACUUGGCUCUGCAAUGGGUAGACCUUGUAUAGGGUUAUUAUCAGAUAGAUUCGGAGGUGUAACGGUUUCGCUGGUUGCUUAUACUGUUGUCGGUGUCCUUUGCUUAGCUAUGUGGAUUCCAGCAAGAACUUUUGGUACUGUGAUUGCGUUCGCUAUAAUAGAAGGGGCAUUAAUGGGAUCAAUUUAUGGUAUGUUAGCACCAGCAGUUGCUCGUACAUUUGGUAUCAGAAAGAUGAAUGUUACAUUCAGUAUGGUAUGGAUGAUUAUGGGAGUUGCCGGAUUGUUUUCUCCAGUAAUUGGAAUAAAAUUGAAACAAGGUGGAGGAGGAUAUGUUGACCCCACUCAAUAUGUGCACUGUGCCAUUUUUGCUGGUUGCUCCUUCCUAGCCAGUGCUGCUUCCUUAGUUAUAUUGAGAGGUUACAUCAAAGCCAGAGACUUUGUUUCCGAGAAAGGGGAUUCCGAUAGCAUAGAUCCAAUUGGAAUAACAGUAUCUGUAAGGGAUGUACUUAAAAGUUGCUUCAAAGAGAGUCACGAAAAGACGUAGACCAGUACGGUUACCAGUACGGUUACCAGCUUACACUACUGGACACACCUAUUUAUUACCUACAUGUAUCAUCUAAGUAUACAAUCUAUAUAUUAAUAUUUAUUUAUAU
Molecule: messenger RNA, 1923 nt
Organism: Scheffersomyces amazonensis
Lineage: Eukaryota; Fungi; Ascomycota; Pichiomycetes; Serinales; Debaryomycetaceae
Exons: 1
Coding region: 321-1814 (497 amino acids)
Biological process (GO): transmembrane transport
Cellular component (GO): membrane
Molecular function (GO): transmembrane transporter activity
Source: RefSeq, a predicted model, not a curated record